ACUGGGCCAGCUAGCUCCGAGCCCGAGGCUGAGGACGCUGGCCUGCAGUCUCCGCCCGCUGCACGCCCCCGCGGGCGGCUCAGAGUGGGAGCAGCGUGCUGCUCAGAAGGUCUUAGCUGGUGCGGGGUUCCAGGAGCCGCCUGGGAGCGCGGCGCCCACCUAGAAGGGCGGGAGCCCAGCUGGUGCCCGCCUGCCCCAGAGCGGAAGGAAUGUGACCCCCGAGCGAGCGCGGAGCAGCCCUUGAGCGGCUCCCAGGGCUCCGGUUGCUCCCGGCCUGAACGGGUUUAGUUCGGAGCUGCUGGAUUGUUGAACAUCGCCACUGGGGCACCCGGGCACGCCCAGAGAUCUCGGAGGCGACCUUCCUUCCCGUUUAGCGACACACUCACCUUUGUGUCAAUAUAAAAACAACUCCUUGGCUGGAUCUCUUUGGGGAAGACUGAUGAACACAGUGGGAGAGACUCAAGUUCCUGCGUGUCUGUAGAUUUCCUUGGAAAUGCGCCCACUCUGGUUUCACAAGCACAGGUUCCUGUAGACACGUCCCUUAAAGAUGCUCACUUCCUCACGAGCAGCAGGACCAUUCCUAUAAGAAGCAGCCAGAAUUCUUCAAGGCCUCCAGUGGAAGGUGUAGCUCAGAUUAAAUGCCUGGAUCUGGAAUUUGCUUGUCCAAGGCUGACCCUGAGCACAGAGAUCUCCUUGCCUCCGUCUCCCGGGAUUAAAGGCCUGUACUACCUUGCCUGGACCUAAGCUUUUCAUAGCUACUGUGCUUCAAAAUCCAGGUCAGAAACUUGUGUCUUCCAGCCUGGAGAUCUGGAUCUCAGGAGAAUAUGAAAGUGCUACUGGGGCUCAUUUGUCUCAUGGUGCCUCUGCUGUCGCUGGAGAUUGACGUAUGUACAGAAUAUCCAAAUCAGAUCGUUUUGUUUUUAUCUGUAAAUGAAAUUGAUAUUCGCAAGUGUCCUCUUACUCCAAAUAAAAUGCACGGCGACACCAUAAUUUGGUACAAGAAUGACAGCAAGACCCCCAUAUCAGCGGACCGGGACUCCAGGAUUCAUCAGCAGAAUGAACAUCUUUGGUUUGUACCUGCCAAGGUGGAGGACUCAGGAUAUUACUAUUGUAUAGUAAGAAACUCAACUUACUGCCUCAAAACUAAAGUAACCGUAACUGUGUUAGAGAAUGACCCUGGCUUGUGUUACAGCACACAGGCCACCUUCCCACAGCGGCUCCACAUUGCCGGGGAUGGAAGUCUUGUGUGCCCUUAUGUGAGUUAUUUUAAAGAUGAAAAUAAUGAGUUACCCGAGGUCCAGUGGUAUAAGAACUGUAAACCUCUGCUUCUUGACAACGUGAGCUUCUUCGGAGUAAAAGAUAAACUGUUGGUGAGGAAUGUGGCUGAAGAGCACAGAGGGGACUAUAUAUGCCGUAUGUCCUAUACGUUCCGGGGGAAGCAAUAUCCGGUCACACGAGUAAUACAAUUUAUCACAAUAGAUGAAAACAAGAGGGACAGACCUGUUAUCCUGAGCCCUCGGAAUGAGACGAUCGAAGCUGACCCAGGAUCAAUGAUACAACUGAUCUGCAACGUCACGGGCCAGUUCUCAGACCUUGUCUACUGGAAGUGGAAUGGAUCAGAAAUUGAAUGGAAUGAUCCAUUUCUAGCUGAAGACUAUCAAUUUGUGGAACAUCCUUCAACCAAAAGAAAAUACACACUCAUUACAACACUUAACAUUUCAGAAGUUAAAAGCCAGUUUUAUCGCUAUCCGUUUAUCUGUGUUGUUAAGAACACAAAUAUUUUUGAGUCGGCGCAUGUGCAGUUAAUAUACCCAGUCCCUGACUUCAAGAAUUACCUCAUCGGGGGCUUUAUCAUCCUCACGGCUACAAUUGUAUGCUGUGUGUGCAUCUAUAAAGUCUUCAAGGUUGACAUAGUGCUUUGGUACAGGGACUCCUGCUCUGGUUUUCUUCCUUCAAAAGCUUCAGAUGGAAAGACAUACGAUGCCUAUAUUCUUUAUCCCAAGACCCUGGGAGAGGGGUCCUUCUCAGACUUAGAUACUUUUGUUUUUAAACUGUUGCCUGAGGUCUUGGAGGGACAGUUUGGAUACAAGCUGUUCAUUUAUGGAAGGGAUGACUAUGUUGGAGAAGAUACCAUCGAGGUUACUAAUGAAAAUGUAAAGAAAAGCAGGAGGCUGAUUAUCAUUCUAGUGAGAGAUAUGGGAGGCUUCAGCUGGCUGGGCCAGUCAUCUGAAGAGCAAAUAGCCAUAUACAAUGCUCUCAUCCAGGAAGGAAUUAAAAUCGUCCUGCUUGAGUUGGAGAAAAUCCAAGACUAUGAGAAAAUGCCAGAUUCUAUUCAGUUCAUUAAGCAGAAACACGGAGUCAUUUGCUGGUCAGGAGACUUUCAAGAAAGACCACAGUCUGCAAAGACCAGGUUCUGGAAAAACUUAAGAUACCAGAUGCCAGCCCAACGGAGAUCACCAUUGUCUAAACACCGCUUACUAACCCUGGAUCCUGUGCGGGACACUAAGGAGAAACUGCCGGCAGCAACACACUUACCACUCGGCUAGCAUGGCAAAAGUGGGCAGGCCAAGAACUUCGGAAUAUCUCCCAUCAUAAGAGGCUGCAGCUGGGCUGUGCCUCCCAGUAAAACAGUCACGAACCAAACCUGUGCAGUCCCUUGUUCCAGAUCACCUGGAACUGGAUUGGGAAGAGAACAGGACUUGGUGGCCAGGACCGCUCAGAGAGCCAUGGUUGCUCAGGGAUGCUGCUCCGGGAUGCUUGACUAACAGUCGAGGCAGUGAACUGGGUGUAGAAAGCGUCAGGAAAUGGCCACAUGUGUGGAUGGUUUAAUUAGAUUCUGUGGAGUCUCACAGUGGGAUUGUGGUUGUCUGAGGACACUUUGGGGGGUCGCUGUCCAAGAAGUGGCUCCCCAAAGUAUAAGUGCGGGUGAGGUUUACUGAUACCCCACAGUGGAAGGCAUUUCUUCCAGAUAUUUUCCAGAUACCUUGGCCGCCAAACUUCGUUUUCAAACACUGUGUUUUAUUGUGUAGACCUUGAAAACCACGGUUUCAGUGAAGAAGGAUUCUGUAGGGUUCACUCUUCUGCAGUCACUUUAGCUUUCUGCAGAAGUCUAGAUUUUAAAUUAACUGUAGAAGGAAGUCAGACACCCACAGGUUUCUUCUAAUCAAGCUUCCACCCUGCAAUGGCUGUCGUGCCAUCUUCCUUCUGUGUUUUACUCGGCUCAUUGCUUCUCUGGAGACAAAUGCAAUGCUUCCUACCCCCGUCCUGUCACAGGCAGUCUGAGGACUCACCUUCACACGUGAGACUUCGCUCUUACCCCAGCCCCCACCGCUGGAGGGGUUUCAAUCCCCCACCCUGGGGCUCUUCUGCGCAGAAGCUGAAGUCUACGCUCCUCCCAAUCUUUGGUCCCAGUGCCGCUGUUCGCCUUCCUGCUGGUUGAUUGCAGAACCACCUCUGAGACCUCUGUACCUGCUCUUGGAAUGUCUCUGUCUUUGCCCUGCCGCCCACUUCCCGUGCCUAUGAUUUGCUCUAGCAUUUCUGCCACCUGACAAGGAGAGGAGCUUGCUAAAGUUUAAAGUUUAUUUCAACGCUAAGAUCCCAACCUUCCGAUCUCUGCCUACUCUCAGACUUGGCCAGCCCUCUUGCCUGUCAUCCCAACCCUGCUGCUUCUCUGUAAAAGGUUGUUUCUUUACUAGCAGAAAUCAGUCUGCAGGGAGGGGUAGUGCGUGUAUCUCACUGUUUUCCGUAUUGGGAACAGAUGGUAUAGAUUUGCCAAGGCCUUUAUUUUAAAGUGUUCUUGGAAAAUCGUAUUUAAAUUUGCAAUUAUUCUAAUUUGAUAUAGAGAGAAACUGACCUAUUUAACAAAUGGACUCUCUUAAUUCUACUGGACCCAGGCCUUGAACUUUCUGGUUUCUGUCUCUGUGCUCUGACUUUUUGAUUUCAGGUCUAGCCCUGUGCACUUACCUCAGUACUCAGUACUUACUCAGUACUAACUCAGUACUCGUGGGAGGACACCCGACCCGGGUGUUCUUUGAGAAGCAGCUGAGUGAGGCAUGUUUUGACAGGAGGAACCCAGUUCUUUUCACUGUUGGUAUUUAUAGCACCUACCUUCAGAUUUUUCAGUAUGAUGUUUCUAUUUUCCAAUACUGGUUCCCUAACGGUCAACAUUUCUUCUCCCAACUAAAAAUGUAAGAAGAAAAAAAAAUUUUUUUCUUUUUCUCUUUUUUUUUUUUUUUGUGGUACAGAAGUUUUUUGUUUGGUUAUUUGUUUGUUUGAUUUUAACUAGAUGACUGUCUUCAGAAUAAUCCUCACAGUUCUGGAAGAUUGAAAAACCAAGUUCACAUGACAAGAACAAACCCGGUUUUAAGGGUUGAAUGUAGGGGGAUACCAUUCUGUCUUUUAGACUUUCAACAUCUGCUAUGGUGGAGCACAAAUGUUAUUUAAAAGCAUCUUCUCACCUACAUAGAAGUAAACAAAACACACAAUUUGGGAUUUUGACUCUUCAGUUUUGACCUCACUUCUCCUGGAUCCAACCUGACAGGAGAUGACUGGAUUGCUGGGGUAGAGAAGGAAAGGCUGUCCCCGACAGCAGCCAGAAGUCUGUGGGAGUGAGGUCAUUCCUGACCCGUGAUGCUUUCAAGGCUUGGUUUUUCUGAUAAUUAUUUUUGCCUGUCAUCCCAAAAACGUAUUGACAUGCGUGUAUAUUACCUGUGAGUGAGAGUUCUUAGAAACUUGGCCAGAGAGGAUAAAGGGGAGAGCAGUGACAGAGAACCGCCGAUCUUGUGACACCGGAGUCUGAGGUGGAACAGAGCCAGUGUCAGGAAAGCCCCUCAGCAAGAAAGAAGAGUCAUUGCUGGUUCCCAGGGGCAGUCACAGAGGAUGAAAUACCACAUCAAGGCAGUGGGAACUUCCUGCGACUUCUCCUGGUCCUCCCCAGAAGUAUCUGGUGUCAGCUGAAGACCAUGUGUCCCCCAAUACUUAGAUUUCACCGUACUUUCUGAUGGUGUUUUUAAAAGGCCAAGUGUUGCAAAAGUUUGCACGUGCAACCGUAUAUUAAUCGCCAGUGUUUAAAACUGGUUUAUCAGAAUUUAUAUUUUUGUCUCUCCUGCCUUUUGAAUUUUACUUAUGACAGAGAAAGUAUUGAGCCAUGACUUUUUAAAAAUAAUUUAUAUUUAUACUGGUCAAUAAUGAAGGUUUUUUUUUAUUAUUAAAGAACUUGAUUUUAUAAUUCUGCAGCAGAUGCCAAAUGUUAUCUAUCACAAACCACAAAAUUUAUGUACAGUGCAUAUUAUUGAUCAAUAAACUAAACUUGUUUUCCAAUAAAUUGUUAAAGCCUCUUUUGAGUAUCGCUGAAA
Mus musculus (house mouse) is the source of this 5354-nucleotide messenger RNA. RefSeq names its product interleukin 1 receptor, type I (gene Il1r1). Gene Ontology annotation, molecular function: interleukin-1 receptor activity; NAD+ nucleosidase activity, cyclic ADP-ribose generating; interleukin-1, type I, activating receptor activity. The coding region runs from base 825 to 2546 and encodes 573 amino acids. Gene Ontology annotation, biological process: regulation of inflammatory response; signal transduction; positive regulation of immune system process. The record is from RefSeq and is a predicted model, not a curated record. The transcript is spliced from 14 exons. Lineage: Eukaryota; Metazoa; Chordata; Mammalia; Rodentia; Muridae. Gene Ontology annotation, cellular component: cell surface; membrane; plasma membrane.